Messenger RNA from Aaosphaeria arxii CBS 175.79, 1155 nucleotides. RefSeq lists its product as uncharacterized. Lineage: Eukaryota; Fungi; Ascomycota; Dothideomycetes; Pleosporales. Bases 1 to 1155 code for a protein of 384 amino acids. Gene Ontology annotation, cellular component: cytoplasm. Gene Ontology annotation, molecular function: glutamine synthetase activity. The record is from RefSeq and is a predicted model, not a curated record. The transcript has 4 exons.
AUGUCGAGUUCAACGUCACAAAUCAUUUCCAACACUGCCAACCUUGAGAAAUACCUCAAACUACCCCAGCAUGGCAAGAUCAUGGCUGAGUACGUCUGGAUUGACGGCUCCAACGGCAUCCGCUCGAAAUCCAGGACUUUGAACAGCAAGCCCGAGAAGGUUGAGGAUCUCCCCGAAUGGAACUUCGAUGGCUCGUCGACAGGCCAGGCGCCUGGUAACAACUCGGAUGUCUACCUCCGCCCCGUUGCUUUCUACCCUGACCCCUUCCGCCUGGGCGACAACAUCAUCGUCAUGACCGAGACCUGGGGAGCUGAUGGCAAGCCCAACCCCUUCAACUUCCGCCACGACGCCGCCAUCCUCAUGGAGGCCCACGCAAAGCACGAGUUCUGGUUCGGUCUCGAGCAAGAAUACACUCUCCUCGACAUCGAGGGCUGGCCCUAUGGCUGGCCCAAGAACGGAUUCCCUGCUCCCCAGGGACCUUACUACUGUGGUGUCGGAACUGGCAAGGUUUUCUGCCGUGACAUUGUUGAGGCUCAUUACAAGGCGUGCUUGUACGCUGGACUCAACAUCUCGGGAACCAACGCCGAGGUCAUGCCUGCUCAGUGGGAAUACCAAGUUGGUCCGUGCGAUGGCAUCUCCAUGGGCGACCAGCUCUGGAUCUCUCGUUUCUUCCUCCACCGUGUCGCUGAGGAGUUCGGUGCCAAGGUCACCUUCGCCCCCAAGCCCAUCCCCGGUGACUGGAACGGCGCCGGCCUCCACACCAACGUCUCCACCAAGGAGACUCGUGCCGAGGGUGGCAUGAAGGCCAUCGAGGAGGCCAUGGAGAAGCUCUCCAAGCGCCAGGCUGAGCACAUGGCCGUCUACGGCGAGGACAACCAGCUCCGUAUGACUGGCAAGCACGAGACUUCUUCCUUCGACAAGUUCACCUGGGGUGUUGCCAACCGUGGCUCCUCCGUCCGUGUGCCUCGCUCCGUCGCCGCCGAGGGCAAGGGAUACUUCGAGGACCGUCGUCCUGCCUCCAACGGCUGCCCGUACCAGAUCACCGGCAUAGUCGUCGAGACCCUCUGCGGAAAGGUCGAGGGUGCUGACAUCGUCUCUGCCCUCAAGAGGGCCGACCCCGAGGUUGAGCUCGCCGCUCCCGCUGAGAAGGCGUAG